Rotaria sp. Silwood1 is the source of this 1311-nucleotide messenger RNA. The record is from the annotation of a GenBank genome assembly. Lineage: Eukaryota; Metazoa; Rotifera; Eurotatoria; Philodinida; Philodinidae.
AUGGAGCAAGUAAAGCGUCAACAAAAUAAUUUGUUUGAUAAUUAUGAUGAUAGCAAGAGAAAAAAGAUAGCAAGUAAAAGUCACGAUUGUUUAUCGAGAGAAACUAUUACAAAUUUUGAAGUUCUUUCUAAUGAACUUAUUUAUGAGGUAUUUGAAUUUCUCGAUUAUUUUCAUAUAUAUAAGGCUUUUUUCAAUCUUAACAUACGAUUUCGCAAUCUUCUUACAAAUUCAAGUCUUCCUAUUAAAGUCAAUAUUUCAUCCAUAUCUAAAUCAGCUUAUCAACAAUAUUAUACAGAUAUUAUCAGGACCAAUGCCUAUCGAAUUAAUUCACUUCGAUUAUCAAAUUUAUUUAUUUAUGGUCUUACAUCGUCACCAAUUCAAAUUCUAUCAAAAUUUCUUCAACUUGAAAGACUGAUUCUUGAUAAUAUUGAAUCAGAAUAUUUGAAAAAACUUCUUCAUUCAUUAAAAUCUUUGUCUAUGCUCUCUUCAUUGACUAUUACUUCACUUGAUAGUAUUAAAAAUAAGAAUGCUAUCUAUCAUCAAAUAUUUUGUCUACCUGCUUUGAAAUAUUGCAAGGUGUCCUUGGAAGGAUAUUCUAACAAUGAUGAUCCAUUACCAUCAAUUACUAAUGAUUACAGUCCAAUCGAACAUCUAGUCAUCAACGAUGAUAUGUACUUGGACGAACUUAAUUGCUUGACAUCAUAUGUUCCUCAACUUCGUCGUUUUUCAAUUCAACUACGACCAGAAUAUUGGAAACAACGGACAAAAAUACGUCCACCUACAUUAAAUCAUUUGACACAUGUUUUUCUCAAAAUGAAUUACGUAAAUUUUAAUCAAUUCGAACAAUUAGUCAUUGAUCUUUUCGCUACAAUUCAAUUUUUACGCAUUUCAAUAACAUAUAAUGGUGAUAUGGAAUAUAUGAAUAAUAAAAGGUGGGAACAACUGAUAUUAUCUCAUAUGCCGAAUUUACGUAUAUUUGACAUCCGAUAUGAACGUUGCCUUUAUAAUAUACCUCCUGAUGAUAAUAAUCAGUUGACAUUAGAUAGUUACAUCAAUCAGUUUACAACUCCAUUUUGGAUUGAACGACAAUGGUUUUUUGCACUUCGAAGAAAAAGUUAUACAUUAUCACAGACAUCAAAUCAAAAAACUUGUUUAAACUCUUCCGAAACUAAUCUUAGAAAAGUUCGUCAUGUUCGAAUUCAAUGUGAAAAAGAACUGAUCAAUUGGAAUAGUCAAAAUAUGGCAUCAGAUAGUGAUUAUGAUAUUUCUGAUUAUAAUUCAGGUCAAGAUCCUUUCGAAAUCGAUUAUUAA